AUGGCAGCAGCCCACAAUGGAAACUUCUCCCCGGGUCGCCUUGAUCGGGACAACGCAGCAAAUGCCCCAGAGGUCGACCCGCGAUAUUUCGACAUGCACAACAAAUCACCAGACCAGGUCCAAGUCCACGUUGUUACACAAAAGAAGCUGCCAUUCGGCUGGAGCCUUUGGGCACUACUUACUCUAGCCGCCCUCAUCUCUGCUCUUUGUAUUGGCGGUGUCGUGGGUGGAAUAUUGAGCAAACAAUUGGCUGAUUGCAAAUCCUCACUAUCCCCUACCACUACUCAGACUUCGUCUCCAGAAAGCACUUCGCGUCCCGCUGCCGAGGCUGACGACACCAACGGCUACGCACCUGUUCUUGCGAAGGACAUUGUUAAUCUGACCAGGCCGGAUGAAUGUGCGAGUCCCGGAGGUCCCCAUAAGAUUCCAUCAACCGGUGGACUACUGUACACGUAUUACUGCGACUUCAAUGCACCGAGCAGCAGCGAAAUCCACGACCAGCAAAGAUUCCUGGCAUACACACUCCGCGAUUGCAUUGAUGCCUGCACGAAUAUGAAUCAGCUGGUCAAAGACGAUCAUGGCAAAAAUAAUUCCAAUAGAACCAAAUGUGAUUCUGUUGUGUUUUCAUGGGCAUUGGAAAAGUAUUCGAGGAAUCGGAACGGUAACUGCUGGCUGAAAACUGGUCGUGCAGCAGAGAAGGUGGAGUUCAUCUCCGUUGGGAAUAUCUAUGCUGAGGCACCGUAG
This is a messenger RNA of Fusarium coffeatum, 744 nucleotides long. RefSeq lists its product as uncharacterized. The transcript has 2 exons. The record is from RefSeq and is a predicted model, not a curated record. NCBI's taxonomy places the organism in Eukaryota, Fungi, Ascomycota, Sordariomycetes, Hypocreales, Nectriaceae. The coding region runs from base 1 to 744 and encodes 247 amino acids.